This is a messenger RNA of Rotaria socialis, 1341 nucleotides long. The record is from the annotation of a GenBank genome assembly. NCBI's taxonomy places the organism in Eukaryota, Metazoa, Rotifera, Eurotatoria, Philodinida, Philodinidae.
AUGAUGGAAUCGACAGGACUGCAUUAUUUCAUAUUGGUAUUUUUCAGUGUAUUGAUAGUUCGAGCUAAAUGUCAAUCAUGUGAUGGCUUGCCUGAAUAUGCUCCAUGUUCGACGCAUUUUGCGUGUGCCUGUUUCCGUAUGAUUGCUUCUUCUAACUCAAGCAUUUGUGUCGACCAAUUUCUGCUGUCUUGCUCUGAGCUAGUUCAAUGUGAACGUUUAAACAAUACUUGUAAUGAAUUCGAGCAUGUGUGUCUUAAUCAUUCUCGAUGUCAUGAUUAUCCUACUUGUUAUCCAGUACCGAGUUUCAAUGAACAAUUCUGUCCGCCAAUAAGUACAACUACAACUAUAACGACGAGUACAACUACAACUACAACGACGAGUACAACUACAACUACGACUACGACUACAACAACUAUUCAAGAAGGAAUUAACAUUCCUGCUAAUGCUAAAUGGAAACAGAACGGGGUAACUAUUGCUGGAGGUAACGGGGAUGGGAAUACCGUUGAUAAACUCAGCAGCCCUUAUGGUCUCUUCGUUGAUGAUGAUCAAACAGUGGUUAUUGCUGACUACAGGAAUCAUCGUAUCGUCCAAUGGAAGAACGGUAAUACAACGAAUGGACAAGUUGUUGCUGGUGAUAAAGUCAAAGGAAGUGGAUUGCAUCAAUUGAAUUUUCCAACUGAUGUAUUAAUUGACAACGAGACUGAUAGUCUCAUUAUUUGUGAUUAUGUGAAUCGACGAGUUGUACGAUGGUCUCGUCGUAGUGGUACAACAAAAGGUGAAAUACUCAUCAACAACAUCAACUGUUAUGGAUUAUCAAUGGAUGAACAGAGAUAUCUCUACGUUUCUGACGACGGAAAACAUGAAGUAAGACGAUAUCAAUUGGGGGAGAAGAAUGGCACUCUCGUAGUUGGUGGAAAUGGACAAGGUGAUGGUCUUAAUCAACUUAACGAGCCGACAUAUCUCUUUGUCGAUCGACAACAGACUGUCUACGUAUCAGACGGGAAUAAUAUUCGUGUAAUGAAAUGGAAUACAGGUGCAAAAGAAGGUAUUGUUGUCGCUGGAGGACAAGGCGAAGGGAGUGCUUUGACACAUUUGUAUCGUCCUCUCGGACUCUUUGUUGAUGCGUUGGGUACACUCUAUGUAGCAGACCAUGGGAAUGAUCGUGUAAUGCGUUGGCCUCAAGGAGACACGAAACAAGGCGCUGUAAUCGUGGGUGGAAAUGGCUAUGGAGCAGAAGCAAAUCAGUUCAGCAACCCCUGGGGUUUGUCUUUCGAUCGACAUGGUAAUCUCUAUGUCGCCGAUACGAAUAAUAAUCGUGUUCAACGAUUUUCUAUCGAAUAA